This is a messenger RNA of Beauveria bassiana ARSEF 2860, 3435 nucleotides long. RefSeq names its product endonuclease/Exonuclease/phosphatase protein. Gene Ontology annotation, molecular function: protein binding; phosphatidylinositol-4,5-bisphosphate 5-phosphatase activity. The record is from RefSeq and is a predicted model, not a curated record. NCBI's taxonomy places the organism in Eukaryota, Fungi, Ascomycota, Sordariomycetes, Hypocreales, Cordycipitaceae. Gene Ontology annotation, biological process: phosphatidylinositol dephosphorylation. The coding region runs from base 1 to 3435 and encodes 1144 amino acids. The transcript is spliced from 3 exons.
AUGGAACCCCCCGCAGACAAGACAGAUGGCUCGUCCAUCAAGCCAGUCUCGUCUUUGCUCGCCCGUUUUGAGAGCAUGAAUCAAGCUUCACCCCAGCCCAACUCGACCAUUUCACGAUCACCUGCCCCGAAACCCGAGCGCCUACGCAAUUUCAAGACGACUGGCGAUGCAGCAGUUGCGCCGGUCACUCCGACAAAAAAUUCUAUACCCAAAGAAAAGCCACCCGUCAAGCCCAAGCCUCAACACGGCACAGCUCUGGCUGCACAGCAAAAACGACCAGCUCUCGACGAGUCCGUCCUUCUUCCACCUCCCGUUACCAUCCAACCACCUCAGUCGCCCCCUCAACAAAGCCGACAGCAGACUAUACGCGGCGACCAAUCCCCAUUUCUCGACCCCUCGACCGCCAUAUCCCAUCCAUUCACCUCUUCGAAACCCUCCAGCGCGGCAUCAAGUCGACCACUAACACCCACACAUGGCGUCCCUCCGCCACGAUCGCCGCGCCUUCCUGGCUCCAAGCCACCCUCACCACCUCCACCCAGACGGACAGGCGAAAGCCGACGCGACAAGGAAGCCCGUGCUUUGACGCCUGUGACUACUGGCCGCUCAGAAAAGCGAGUGAGCGCAUACUUACCCCCGGCAGCAUUUCCGCAACGGCAAGAGUCACUACCAAGAAGCAUAUCGACAAGAGAUCCGUCACCCUUCACGAGCCCUCCGUCGUCAAACUCAGGUUCUGACGACGAAUCGCCUCCCCAACUACCUACACGGCCCAAUCGCGCCGCCAACAAUGCUGUAGCCAGACUAACUCACGGAGCAACCAGCUUUCAGCCACCCACUGCCCAUAACAGCUUGGCCGACAACAGACGAAAUCACACUAAUGGCACCGGAGACUCGCACAGAGCCCUACAUAACGACCCAUGUGCUGAUGAGCCCCCGCCACCAUUGCCUGUGCGACGCCCUACUCAAGAGAUGCCGAGCAAGACGGUUAUGACUCGCGACAUGGCCCCGCCCUCUCGUCCGGUACGAGCACCAGCGCAACAGUCACCGCCUAAGCGAGAUCCCAUACCGGCUCUUCAAUCGCAGCCUUUGUCGACCCAGCAGUUUCUCCCUCCUCCAAGUCGAAAUAGAUCCAAGACGCUGGAGAGCAAGAACUCAGACAAGGGCGACUUUUCCACAUCAGUCUCGCCGGAGCCUAAAGGGCCUGCCGAAGAGUCUGCCUUACCAGACAUCUCCUGCAUCAACCGCAAAGCACCGUAUUUGAAGGAAAGCUGUAUUUCAAUAGAGGCUGGAUAUGAACCGAAGCUAUUCGAUGUAUGUGGUGACGUCGUGUGCGCUACCGGCAGCUUUACACGAGGCUGGAAUACCUUGGAUGGUGGAAAACUGUUCAGUCUUAUACACAAGGAAGGGGUCAAAGCCACAGCCAUAAUUUUCAAACCGAACCUUGACCCUGACGCCGAAGAUGAUCAGAUUUGGAUCGGCAUGAAUUCUGGAGAUAUGAUGGAAGUCGAUGUCGCAACAGGUCGCAUACUCUGUACCAAACCUGGUGCUCAUGGACGGUACGAAAUCAAAAAGGCUUACCGAUACCGGAACCAAAUUUGGACAUUGGACGAGUCUGGAUGCCUACAUAUCUGGGGCCCAGAUGUCGACGGUACCCCCAAUCUCAACAAGAAUCCGACGCAUACCCAUAGAGUACCAACUGGUCAUACUUGCUCGUUGGUGGCGGAUGGCCAAUUGUGGCAUGUCGCAGGCAAAGCGAUCCGCGUCUUUGAUCCAUGGUCUGCCGCAUUUCAGGUUCUGGUGAAACCUCUGGUCACAGAGGGCACGGCUGACAUUACGGCUGGAACAACAAUGGAUGCUCACCCUCGAAAGGUCUUCUUCGGCCAUGUUGACGGGAAAGUCAGCAUAUAUUGUACGAGAGACUACACGUGCCAGAAGGUUAUCCAUGUUAGUCAGUGCUCAAUCAAUACAUUGGCAGCAGUGAGCGCAGAUCUGUGGGUUGGUUACUCGACCGGCGUGGUCAGCAUUUACGAUACGAAAAAGUCUCCCUGGGUGACCAAGAAAGAAUGGCAGGCGCACAAUAACGGCAUUCAUCAGCUUAAAGCCGACGCCGCCGCGCCAUAUCGCAUAGAGCGGGCGCAAGUGGUUUCUGUUGGAAACGACGGCAUGGUCAAACUCUGGGAUGGUUUUUUGCAGGAAGAUAGGCUUGAAGCAAGCCUUGAAUCGAACCAGACCAAGUUUUGCCAGUUUGAUGAGCUGUCGCUCAUGGUCAUGACAUGGAACGCGGGAGCUUCGACACCCCACAGCCUACGAUACUCGAAUGGCGAUUCAAGCUUCUUUCAGGAAUUCGUGCAGACGAGUGGCUCGCCAGACAUUCUAGUUUUUGGCUUCCAAGAGCUGGUUGAUCUCGAAGACAAGACUGCCACUGCCAAACGCUUUCUCAAGUCGAAAAAGACGGACACGGACAACAUGGGUCACCACUAUCGUGACUGGCAAGAGUUCUUGCGCAAAACAUUGGACGACUAUGCGCCGGAAAAGCCUCUAUACCAAGAGCUAUCUACUGAAUGUCUUGUCGGUCUUUUUACGUGUAUCUUUGUGAAGUCUUCGCUGCUUGGGCGCAUCAAAAUGGCAGACUUGCAGAGCGCCAUGGUCAAGCGCGGCAUGGGGGGUCUGCACGGAAACAAGGGCGCCAUUGCCGUGCGGUUUCAUAUCGACGACAGUUCUCUGUGCUUUGUCAACUGCCAUUUGGCUGCUGGUCAGACGGCGACUAAAUCGCGGCAUGAAGAUAUUACUCACAUCUUGAAGGCCGAGUUGUUCAGAAAGCAGCUUGACGAAUCAAAACGACAGAAUUACUACCGCGGCGGGGGCGAUGGUGACUUGAUUGUAGAUCACGAAAUUUGCGUCAUCAACGGUGACUUGAACUACAGAAUCGAUACCAUGUCUCACGAGACGGUUGUUAGGGCGGUGAAGCAGAAUAAACUUUCGAGGUUACUCGACCGCGACCAGCUACUGGUUGCUCGGCGGAGGACCCCUGCUUUUCAACUCCGCGCGUUUGAGGAGCUGCCGCUCACUUUUGCGCCGACUUAUAAGUACGAUGUCGGGACGGACCGCUACGAUACCAGUGAAAAGCGGCGCAGUCCGGCAUGGUGCGAUCGGCUGCUGUACCGAGGCAACGGCAAGAUUGAGCAACUCGAUUACGGGCGGCACGAGGUUAAAAUCAGCGACCAUCGACCAGUGAGCGGAAAUUUUAGGGUGCAUGUGAAGAAAGUGGAUGGUGGUAAACGGGAACAGGUCAAGAUGGAGGCGCACAAGACACUCGAGGCUAUGCGCCAGAAUUAUCUAGACGAAGCCAAGCUCAACUACUUGGUUGUAACGUGUGGAUUGUCUGAGUCGGAGAGCAGGGAACAUAUACAAGAUAGAUUUGCAAGAAACAGCAGAUAG